AUGUGUUGUGUUGAUGUUUGUUGGGAAAAUUUACGGUGGUGCUUGACAGUGUUUGUUGUCCAGUAUUCUCCCCAGGUGAACCAUAGCGUAGGCGGCAACGUUAUGUCUCUGCUAGUGCGCGGGUGUGUGACAACACUCAUGGAGAUCGGAGCUUUUAGUUCAAGUACAUGAUCAUCUGAUGAACAACACUUGAAGCUGUCACUGUCAGAGCCAUGUGGCUGGCGCUGGUGUGUGCCAGUCUCUGUGCCUGUGUCCAGGGCAGUCUAGCAGCCUCGGCGUUGUCACCCAGGGGCAAGGAAGCCAUCGUGUCUUCCCACAACAACUACAGACGAAAUGUGUCCCCUUCAGCUGCGAAUAUGCAACAAAUGUCAUGGAACGAGGAUCUGGCCGACAUUGCGCAGGCCUGGGCUGACAGGUGCAUCUUCGACCACAAUGCACGGCGGGCGGAAACCUUCCCCGGAUCGGUCGGAGAAAACAUAUACGUCACUUCCGGCGCAUCAUCCGACAGGCCGACAUAUCCUGGAAAUAAUGGAAACACCAGGCCUGAGUUUGGGUUCCCGGGGUCAUCUGACGACCGGCAACCAGUGGAUCCGGACAUCCCUAGUACAAACGGAGGGCCGCGAGGCUUCCCUGGUCCCCCCGGACCGACGGGCCCACCAGGACUGAAGGGGAGCCAGGGGUUCGUGGGGCCGGAGGGUCCGCCCGGACCGGAGGGCCCGCCUGGGCCGUACGGGCGACCCGGUGCACCUGGACCCGCGGGCAGGCCUGGACUGGCAACCUCAGCAGAUGCCUGCGGCCAGUGCGAGUCCGUGAAGGGGCAGAAGGUGUGCCGGAUGUGCCGUGCCAGGGGAGGGACCUCUGGCAGAUCGUGUCGGUACUGCAGGAAGUGCCACCAGUGCCGGGACUGCAAGAAGGGCCUGAAGACUUACAAACAGCGGGCCAUUGAACCCAGGGAAGCGCCCGACUUCUGUCAGAUCUUGUAA
This is a messenger RNA of Branchiostoma belcheri (Belcher's lancelet), 983 nucleotides long. RefSeq names its product collagen alpha-1(XXIII) chain-like. Lineage: Eukaryota; Metazoa; Chordata; Leptocardii; Amphioxiformes; Branchiostomatidae. The transcript is spliced from 5 exons. Bases 213 to 983 code for a protein of 256 amino acids. The record is from RefSeq and is a predicted model, not a curated record.